Messenger RNA from Mauremys reevesii (Reeves's turtle), 1427 nucleotides. RefSeq names its product platelet-derived growth factor receptor-like protein. The record is from RefSeq and is a predicted model, not a curated record. The transcript is spliced from 6 exons. Lineage: Eukaryota; Metazoa; Chordata; Testudines; Geoemydidae. The coding region runs from base 75 to 1283 and encodes 402 amino acids.
GCUGUGAAGCUGUGAACAGUUGCAGCUGCUGCAGCCUCACUUCAGCAGUGCAGCUCCCUGGUGUUUGCCCCAGCAUGAACUCCAAGGCCCUGGCUGUCCUGGGCUGCAGCCUUCUCCUCCUCAUCUUGGCUGAAUGUCAGGAGAAGGAAAAGCCCCCCAAAGCCACCGAGAAGAAGGUCACAAAAGAGCCCAAGCCAAACAAGCUCAAACCUCCCAAAGCAACAGGUGAAAAGCUCCACCAGGCAGUAGCCAAGCCCCCGAAGGGCAAAGCCCGAGUGAAACCCACAGCCCCUCCCAGCCAGGUGCACCAGCCUGCGUCCAUCCUGACUCGGGUGGUGACCAGGGGGCAGUUCCAGAAAGUGCCUGACUCCCUGACGCUGACGGCAGGCGGCACCCUGGAGCUGCGCUGCCGAGGGCGCUCCGUCAGGUGGAGGUUCCCUGCGUACCUGGAGGACGAGGAGGAGGGGCGGCUCAGAAUCAAGCACUUUGAGAGGCACAGCCAGCUGCUGGUGGUGAACUCCAGGGCUGCAGACACUGGCGAGUACAGCUGCUGGUCCUUCCAGUGCCGGGACAGCGAGUGCCAGGACGGAGAGGACAGGACGGGCAAGGCUUUCAUCUUCUUCACAGACCCCCAGGAGCUGUUUGUGCCGACGGAGGAUUACUACGAAGUGGUCCAGCUGCGCACGAACCAUCCCACGCUCCUACCAUGCCAGGUGACCAGCCCUCUGGCCAAGGUGACCCUGCACCGUGAAUUCCCCCCCGAGGAGGUGGCCGUGGACGGGAUUGACAUCUCGUACGACGUGAAGAGGGGGUUCGUGAUCCACCGCCCACGGCCCUCGUAUGCAGGGUCGCUCUUCUGCAUGGCCAGCCUAGCCGGCGUGCAGCAGAUAUCCACCAAGUACAUGCUGAUCUACAUCAACUACCCUUCCUCUGCUCCCAAACCCACAGUCAGCGCCUCAGCCACCACUGUGCGGGCUGGAGAAAACUUCAACGUGACCUGCACGGUGUUUGGAGAACCAGAAGUCGCGGUCGACUUUACCUGGGAGUAUCCGGGGCAGCAGAUUGGCAGGCCCCCCUACAGCCGCGAACGUGCCGACCUGGCACGCCGAGGUGGGCAGGUGCAGCAGGAAUCCGAGAGCAUCCUCUACAUAGAUGAGGCCCGUGCGAUAGACGAAGGGCUUUACACCUGCAGUGCCAUGAACCUACAGGGCACCACCACCGUCUCCACCCGUGUCCAGGUACUUCCAGCCACCCCGGCCCCAAGGGCGGCCCGGACUGGAUAGCCCGGCCAUGCUACAGACAGGGAGGUCAGCUAUGGCAAUGCAUAUAAGUAAUAAAAGGACCAGAGAUCUCUUUGUGACACAGGCACCAAAUUUGCUUCCAUUCUCCCUCCUCCCCUUCCUGUGAUUUAUUUACUCAUUAAACUG